Mollisia scopiformis is the source of this 1468-nucleotide messenger RNA. RefSeq names its product MFS monocarboxylate transporter. The coding region runs from base 85 to 1428 and encodes 447 amino acids. The record is from RefSeq and is a predicted model, not a curated record. Gene Ontology annotation, biological process: transmembrane transport. The transcript is spliced from 4 exons. Gene Ontology annotation, molecular function: transmembrane transporter activity. Gene Ontology annotation, cellular component: fungal-type vacuole membrane. NCBI's taxonomy places the organism in Eukaryota, Fungi, Ascomycota, Leotiomycetes, Helotiales, Mollisiaceae.
CCUUAUUCUUUUCUUCAAUUCCUACAUAUAUCGAAGAAUAAGGAAGCCCUCUAAAUUGAAACAAUCUCACUGCGUUUUCUUGAAAUGGCUCGUGACGCCCAAGCUCAAGACUCACCUCACGAACUGACCGCCACUUACCCCACUUCUCCACCACUUGCUCGCGAUCACCACAUUUUCGAGAGAGACGUGGAACCCACAACCACAUCCCGCUCACGAAAUGAUUACACAUUCCCAGAAGGCGGUACUAAAGCUUGGCUUGUCAUUUUCGGAUCCUUCUGCAUCAUCGCAGGUACAUUUGGGCUGAUAUCUUCCGUUGGCCUUUUCCAAGCAUACUGGCAGACGGAUCAGCUGUCUUCCUAUACUACUCGUGAUAUAGGAUGGAUUUCCGCUGUCAAUGUGUUUCUGAAUCUGUUUCUUGGAGUUCAGAUUGGCCCUUUGUUCGAUCGUUAUGGACCAAGAUGGUUGAUCCUUUCGGGAAGCGUGAUUUAUGUUCUUACGUUAGUCUUGCUUGCCGAAUGCAAGAAGUACUAUCAAUUUAUGCUUGUUUAUGGAGUUUUGGGGGGAGUUAGCAGUGCAUUUUUGACUACGACGGCUUUGGCUGUAGUGGCUCACUGGUUUGAGAAGAAGAGAGGAAUAGCUUCUGGAAUUGCAUUUGUUGGGUCGAGCGUGGGAGGCAUCAUGUUUCCAUUGAUCCUGAAAAGCGUUUUCGAACAUCUCUCCUGGGCAUGGUCGAUGCGAAUCGUGGCACUCAUUGUUGCGGGCAUGAUGAUUGCGGGCAACCUGUGCAUCAAGGGCAGGUUGCCGCCUCGGAAAAAUGGUGGGGCUGUGGAUUUGAGAUGUUUCAGAGAUGCGAGGUUCUCAUGGGCUACUGUUGGAGUUUCUUGUUUCGAGUUCGUGUUAUUCGGUGCUCUGGGGCUGCUCCCCACAUAUGCCAUCCUGCAAGGCUUCAGCAGUCAGACUGCUUUUAAUAUCAUCGCCAUCCUCAAUGCUGGCUCUGCUCUCGGCCGAUCACUCUCCGGCUAUAUUUCGGAUCAUCUUGGACGCUUCAACACCAUGCUCUUAACAUUAAUAUGGUCGUUGGUUGUCACUUUGGCACUCUGGCUACCUAUUGGAAAGCAGGUUGUACUAUUCUAUAUCUUCGCGCCACUCUUCGGUUUCGGCUCUGGAAGCAUUAUAAGCAUGGCUCCAGUAUGUAUUGGGCAGCUGUGUAAGGCAGACGAGUAUGGACAAUUUUAUGGAACUUCUUACUCUGUUGUUGCUUUUGCAGUCUUGAUCUGUAUUCCCGUCGGCGGUGAAUUGUUACCGGCUGUUGGUGGUACAGCAUUUGUAGGAUUAUUUGGUGGAAUCUUGGUUUUAUCACUAGUCAGUUUCCUCAUGGCAAGGUGGGCAUGUUUGGAAUAUCGCUGGCAGUGGAUUAUCAAAAUCUGAAGAAUAAGUUGCAAUCACAAGAUCUCAAAGGUAUAAAUUG